AUGGUUAACGCAAUUGAAGAAGUUUUGAACGAUUUAGGUUGGAAUGAUGGCUUUCGUAUUCCAAUUGCCAAUGCGGAAAAUAAGCAGCUGGAAGAGGAAAUUGAACGUAAAUCUCGCCUUCGAGCAUCGCUCAAAUCGCAGUUGGAAAACACUCUCGAGCGUAUCCAGGACAUCCGCAAGCAUGCAUCAGACGUCAAGCAAGAGCAAAAACAUAAUCAAAAACUUUUGUCUGCACAUUCGACUCAGGUUGAGACAGAAAACCAUCUUUACCGUCUCUCUCAGAGCGAAGAAUCGAAACUGGCUCAGGAGAUGAAACAGCGUGAAAAACAGACGCGAGAACUGAACGACAAGAUCAUUAUGAUGAAGCAAAAUGUCGUAAAGUUGACGAAGAAGCUGGAGAACACUAAAAGAAAUAUACAAUUGGACAAGGAUAGGCUAUUGAGUUGGGAAGAAAAGUUGAAUAAGAAAGAAGAGAAGAAUAUGAUAAUCGAGCAACUUGUCAAGUCGGAUGAAAAAGAUUUCAAGAAAAUAGAGUUGGAACGACAGCAGCUCAGUGAAAAAGCCGAAAUUUACCGACAAACUGUGAUUAAAUCCGUCGGGGAUAUUCAAGAAUUAGAGUUGACACUGGAAAGAACAACGCAUCUGUACAGCCAAGCGGUCAAGGAUCGUCGUCAAUUGAUGGACCAAUGGACUCAGAGCGUUAACGUGCUUACGCAACGCGAUAAAGCCAUUUACGAUGCACUCCAAGAAAUUAAUUUCUUACGCGAAGUCGCAAAAGAGAGAAUGGACGUUUAUCAGGAUGCCGAGCGAUUUUUAUCGAUUCAAGAGAAUGAAAAUAAGGAACUUGAGGACAGCAUCAAGCAAUUGGAAAGAGAUCUCUCAUACGUCAGAGAAGAACGUCAAAAAUUGUCUAGCAUAAUCGAUUCGUACACAAUAGAAUUGUAUGUCCGGCAAAAACAUUUGCAAGAAUUGGCGCGACGCAUCCAAGACACUCGAGCAAACUUGAAGCGCAAGCGCAGCGAAGUCGGGGACAAAAGAGCGAAAGUGCAAGAAUGUACAAAAAGGAUUGAAGAUCUGAAGGAGACCUUGAAAAAUAUCGACGGUCAAAAGAUGAAUAUCGAGGAGAGAACCUUCCAGUUGCAAGAUAUGCUGGAGAAAGAAGAGAAACGAAAGCUCGCCAUCCUGAAGGAGAUCAAGCGUCAGCAAGCCCUAAUUCUGCGUACGACAACGCAGUUUAGCGAGCUGGAAGGCGAGCACAAAGUGCUGUUACUUCGCCAUCAGGGAGAAGCCAAAGAAUGGGAUCAGCUAUUAGCUGAGCAGGCCAAAGAAGAAAAGUCGAUCAAAGACAAGCGAGAAAGCGCGUAUCACAUCGAUGUCGAACUACAAAAGUGCGAGAUGAGGCUGGCUAACAUUCUUGGACAAGAGAGAGAUAAAGAUGAAUUAGAAGCCAAGCACCAAAGAUCGAAGCAUUUGCAAAAGAUUCUGCAGGAGAAGACCGAGACCAUCAAGACAUUACAAGGUCAAUUGGCUCAAGUUGAGAACGAAGCACGGAAAAUAUCAAACUCGAUAGCAACUAAUAACGAGGAGCUGCAACGUUUGAAAGGCAAGCAGCAGGAACUUUUAGUGAUGAUCGAAGGUGGAGAGAAGCAAUUAAAAGCAGCGCAAAGUAACUAUGAAGAGCGAAAGGUGGAGGAAAGUAUACUGGAAUUAAGAUUGAAAGAGGCAGGAAAAAUCGUGUCUAAGGUGGACGACAAGCUUUAUGACUUGGAGAAAUAUGCUAUUCAAAUAGAGGCUGCAAUGCAAGAGCGAAAAUCGGAUAUUAAAGUGCAAAAGGAGAGUCUAAAUCUUCAACGUAAAGUUGUGUUAAACGACUGCGCGGAGCUUCGUAUGAUGAUAGCUGAAAGGCGAUCGAGAAUACAACAACUUCAAGCUCGAUAUGAUAUCCACGUUGCCAUGUUGGGUAUUAAUCCCGAGGACGGAUCGCCCAUUACUUCUACUUACCUCGCUAUCCAAAGUGCUCAGGAACGCUAUCUCCUGAAAGAGCGUGGUGACAAGCUCAACCAAACGAUCCGCAAAGCUGAAAUGGAAAUUCGUAGUAUGGAGAAUACUUUACGGCUAGUGAACGUUUGUAACGACAAAUAUAAAUCGAGCCUGUCGCUCGUCGACGAUGACAGUGCCGAGAAAGCAGAGCAACGUAAACUCGACGAAGAGCUUCUUAACGUUCUCGAGCUGAAUAGACAAAAACAAUACGUUCUAGAUCAACUUGAACAGGAUUACAAGCGAAUGGAAGACAAUUGCGAACAACUCGAUAAAGACAUCAAAAAGAUCAAAGAUGAGAGAGAACUCAAACGUCAAACAGUUUCCAAUUUGGAACAACAGAUAACCGAGCAAAAGGAGAAAAUACUGCGAGCCGAUAAGAAUCUGCGCAAAAUUUUGAAGGACAUUCAAAACAAAUGCGUCUGUGAAUCCAGCGAAACGCUUCUGUUGCAAGAGAGAGACAUAGCAGUGCGCGAGUUACAAGAACAAAACACUCUGGCUCUGCAACGUAUCACCGAGUUUACUAUUCGACAUCUCGAGGCUGAGGCUUACGUGAAGAAGCUCCUCACCGAGCACAGCAUCAGUUUGCCGUGCACGUACUAUCUACGGCAACAGGCGACACCGAUCACUUCGAGUCGAUGUGAAAGUGCUAUCAGCUCUUCUAGAACUAGUCUAUUACAGCCGGUUUCGUCAUCGAGGGAAAGUGCUAUUCAAGGCUCGGUCGCACACUUCAAGCCUGAUUUUUCCGGUGACUUCUUUUAA
Messenger RNA from Phymastichus coffea, 2799 nucleotides. It is a transcript of the gene Ccdc39, whose product is annotated as coiled-coil domain-containing protein 39. The record is from RefSeq and is a predicted model, not a curated record. Gene Ontology annotation, cellular component: axoneme. Bases 1 to 2799 code for a protein of 932 amino acids. The transcript has 12 exons. Gene Ontology annotation, biological process: cilium movement; inner dynein arm assembly; cilium-dependent cell motility. Lineage: Eukaryota; Metazoa; Arthropoda; Insecta; Hymenoptera; Eulophidae.